Fusarium odoratissimum NRRL 54006 is the source of this 741-nucleotide messenger RNA. RefSeq lists its product as uncharacterized. Gene Ontology annotation, molecular function: O-methyltransferase activity. The record is from RefSeq and is a predicted model, not a curated record. The transcript has a single exon. NCBI's taxonomy places the organism in Eukaryota, Fungi, Ascomycota, Sordariomycetes, Hypocreales, Nectriaceae. The coding region runs from base 1 to 741 and encodes 246 amino acids.
AUGUUUCGAAGAUUGCCUGAAUACCUGAAACAAGUUGGUUAUAGGAACCUUACAGAUCCCUAUAACUGUAACUGGCAGUUCGUGAACGGUUCGAAGGAGAAUGUAUUCGAGUCACUUGUUGCCAAUCCUGUCGCUUCAAGAGAGUUCAAUGAUGCUAUGGAAAGCCACUCCAAAUAUAACCUGACGCCUUGGCCUGAAAUCUACCCGACCGGUACCCUCCUUGCUAACUAUAAGCUUGACCGGCCAUUGGUCGUAGAUGUCGGCGGCAGCAAAGGCCAUGACUUGAUCAAGUUCCAUAUCCGCCAUCCUGGUACUCCUGCGGGAAGCUUAGUCCUCCAAGAUCUACCGGGGAUCCUUAGGGAACUCGAUAUUCCGGACACUAUAUCUGUAAAGUCUCACGACUUCUUCACUCCCCAACCAGUCAGAGGCGCUCGAGCUUACUUCAUGCACAAUAUCUUGCACGACUGGGAAGACAAUAAAGCAAGUCAAAUCCUCAAGCACAUCGCUGAUGCAAUGGAGCCUGGCUAUUCAAGACUUCUUAUCCACGAGAGCAUUAUCAACUCCAUCAAGCCCCUCGCACGGGUGACGACGUCCGACAUCACCAUGAUGGCUUGUCUGGGUGCAAAGGAGAGAACAGAGAAUGAGUGGCGCCAGCUGGUUCAGAGUGUUGGGCUGAAUGUACUGAAGAUCUGGGGUCCAUUUGAAUCGAUGGAGGGUAUCAUUGAAACAGAGCUUGCUUAG